Molecule: messenger RNA, 3635 nt
Organism: Eupeodes corollae
Lineage: Eukaryota; Metazoa; Arthropoda; Insecta; Diptera; Syrphidae
Exons: 14
Coding region: 320-3031 (903 amino acids)
Biological process (GO): response to endoplasmic reticulum stress; positive regulation of ERAD pathway
Cellular component (GO): endoplasmic reticulum
Source: RefSeq, a predicted model, not a curated record
UUCUGGCUUCCAAUCAGAAGCAGAACGUCAGAAGUUUGCCUUUUGCCAAAAAAUUGUAUGUUCCCUCAAAAUUGUUUUGAGAAAAAAGUAUAUUUCGAAAUUUUGGAAAAGCAAUUUAGCAAAAAAUUUCACACUUCUUAUCUUCAGUGUUAUGUUCAAGACUCGAUUUUAAACUAAAGUAGGUGCUUAGUUUAAAAGACGAAGAAUAAAAUGAUGCGCAUGAAGCUAUCCACAUAAAUCAUCACAAUACCAUUCAGCAACUAUUUUCGAAUAGAAAUCCUACUCAAGGAUAACGGAGAAGAAGAAAAAUCGAGAAAAAAUGACCGAACCAGCAGCCAACAUCAAUAUGCCGCGCCCAGAGAAUGGCAAUGGAAACAAUCCGGAUGUUAUCAUUUCACCUCCCGUCAAUAAUGCUAACAAUCGAAACAGGAACUCUCAGAAUGCUUUGAUCAACGUGCGGGAUAGGCUUUUUCAUGCCAUUUACUUCAAGGCGGCAGUGCUCUACGCCCAGAUAUUUCCCAAACCAAUGCAGCGGGCUUUAGAGUUAAUAAUACUUUUGAAGGCAUUGGGCUUUUUCUUUGCCUUGGUCUAUAUUCAUGUGACAUUUAUUAAGAAUCCAGCAACAUGCUUAAUGGAUGUUAAGGACUGGCCACGAGAUGGUGUCCUCCGUGUGGAAGUUUUACCUAAUUUGGACAAACACAAGGCUCAAUUGGAAGCAGCUAGGUUGGAUCGAAUGCUUAUGAAAAGUCUGCAGGAAAAUUUCUACUAUGGCAUUGGACCUCAAUCAAAGGUUUAUUAUAGUAAGUACAAAGAACUCCUUAAACGAACAUCUGGUCAGUUUCGUCAAAGAUAUUUUCCCGCUGGUACAAUCGCUGCGAAUGACACAACAGUCCAAUACUUUGAGUACUCUGUUCCUGAUGCAUCAAAGGAGACUUCAGCUAAUGAAAAAAACACACCAACAGAUAACACUGAAUAUGAAGAGGAUCAAUACAUUGUGGAGUAUUCCUUAGAAUAUGGUCACUUAAGGCUGUCUCAGGCCACACGUCAACGACUCAAAAUUCCAGUUCGAGUGGUCCAAUUAGAUCCAAUGAACAAUAAGUGCUUUGGAGAUUCAUUUAGUAAAUUUCUUCUUAAAGAAUUUUUAGGAUACGAUGAUCUACUGAUGGCUUCUGUUCGUGUAAUUGCCGAACAAGAAGACAAUAAAGGUUAUCUAAGGAACGUAAUUACAGGAGAGCAUUAUCGUUUUGUGUCAAUGUGGUGGGCUGCAUGGAGUUCCUAUCCAACAGCAUUUUGUGUAAUGUUGCUCUUUACAUUCUCUAUCUCAAUGCUAUUGCGUUUUUCUCAUCAUCAGAUUUUUGUUUUUAUCGUUGACUUGCUUCAAAUGUUGGAGUUUAAUGUUACAGCCAGAUUUCCAAUAGCACCACUGCUGACAGUCAUAUUAGCGUUAGUCGGAAUGGAAGCCAUAAUGUCGGAAUUCUUUAAUGACACCUCUACCGCUUUUUAUAUUAUUUUAAUUGUUUGGAUGGCAGAUCAAUACGAUGCUAUUUGUUGCCAUACCAGCAUUACAAAACGCCACUGGCUUAGAUUCUUCUACCUUUAUCACUUUUCAUUCUAUGCCUACCAUUAUCGAUUUAGUGGACAAAACCGAAGUCUGGCUCUUGUUUCAUCAUGGCUCUUUAUUCAGCAUUCAAUGUUUUACUUUUUCCAUCACUACGAGCUGCCAGUUAUAAUUCAGCAAGCUCAGUUCCUUAUCAUUGCUCGAAAUCAAACCGGACAGAAUGCACCCGCCGGCGCUGCCGGUGUAGGGCUGGCAAAUCGUAUUGGUCUACUCCGCAAUAAUGCUCCGAAUAAUCAAAUUAUCCGAAAUCAAAUUGCCAACAACAUGCUGGGUGGGCUCCUGCGGCAGUUAUUUGAGACAAGAGCACAUGCCAUAAAUACACUACGGCGUGUACUCUUUGGAACAGGGUGGAUGGCUCCUGUACGAGUUCGAGUUGAAAUUGGGAAUUUGCAACGAAUUAAUUUGGAUUCAAUCCAAAUAAAUCCAGCAAACUUUCCUCUUUCGGUGGGCGUACCAAACGCCCCAAUCCCAGAUCAUAAUCGUCGCAUAGAAACAACGGACCCACCUGCCAACACCUCAAGUAGCCCUGCAAACGAUAUGACAAUAAGGAGCUCGGAAACCGAGCCGCAAAUACCUCAAAGUCAAAGUACCACUCUUGCACGAGAAAACAACGAAAAUCAAAUAGCAUCUGAGAGCAGUGCAUCUGAGAGCAGUGAAAAUUAUAAAAGCAGCCCUAUACCACCAUCUGAAUGCGACCCAUCACUUUCACCAGAGGAACCAGAGAAUGGAAAAAGUUUGAUGACAACGCAGCCAACUGGAUAUCAAUUUUUGGGACCAACCGAAAGGAAUACCGACGGCGACGUCGAGGUCGAUAAACACAAUUCGUUUGCCGAAGAAAGGGUCUCGGCAUCACCCCCAUCUAGAGAAAAUGACAAACAAAUUUCCACAAACCUAUCACUAAAGGACGCCCAUGUAAAUUCCAGUGGCAUCAACAUCGUUUCAAAGCCGAACGUCGAUUCAAUGAAAAUCGCUGCGACAAAAGACAGUGCUGCACUCCGAAGUCGGGAAUUCAAAGUUUCCCCCACAAUGAAGGAAAAAGGAUUCCAUUCCGUCUGCGGUGGAUACAGUUCUGUUGCACUGAACGAAGAAGGCGCAUCGCAGAAACACUUGUCUGACAAUGAAAGCAGUGAAGCACCUUCAACAAUAGAAGCAAAUUACUCACAUGAGCAACAGCAAUUCAGCAAUGAAGGGAGCAUCGGUGAUAAAACGACACAAGGAGGUGAGUUGGUGGUGGUGCAGAGUGAAACGGAUACGGAUGCGAACACAGGAGCAGCUACAGCUACAGCUACAGCGGAAAUCAAUGAAAAGCACAACAUGAACGGGGAAGUGAGCAAUUUUACUCACAACGACUUCACAGUGAUUGCGGAUGAAGAUUCAAGUUUGACUGCUUCUCGGACAACCCCUUCUGAGUAAAAAACCAAAAAAGUAGCAAAACACAGAACAUUUUUAUGACGGCGACGCGACGUAUUACAGAUAUGCUGGCUCUAUUUUCCAUACUUUCUUAUUUUUGUAAUUAUUUCGCCUUGCCAAAAAAGCAUGAAAAUUAAAAAGCACUGCUCGAAUAUUUCCUUGAAAAAUUAUAUAGCAGACUUUUGUAAUUUUUAUCUCAAUCUGUAUAUUGUUCUGGAAUCUGAACGUGAAAAGAUUGUAUAUGAAUAAACUAGAAGACGGUUUCCCUAUUUUUAUUUAAAUUUUGAAUUUUUUUUUGUUUAUAAAAACUAGAUUAGCGAAAAAAAUUGCGAGCAAUGUUGCAACUGGUCCUAUUCCAUCGACUUGUGCUCAUUUUGUUUUGACUUUAAGUUAAAUUAAUUAAUUGUAUUAAUAAUGUUAUAAUGAUGAGCUUGUUGGCGUUUUUUGUGGCCGGCUUUAUGAUGAUACUAAAAAAUAUUGAUAGUGAUUUAAUGUGUACCUAUUUAAUAAUGAAAAUGAAAUAGAUGUUUUUAAAAAUGAUAUCCCUUAAACUGAAAUAAAGAAAACCCAAUGUGGUCUGUAUUUGACUUCAUUGUGAUCAAAUGUA